AUGGAUCAUAUUAGUAAUGAAGCUAGGGUUGGCCGUUUUCCAAUUGGUCCUUCAGACAUUCUUGGCAAAACAAUUGCUUUCAGGGUUCUAUUCUGCAAAUCCAUGUCUCAUUUAAUGUAUCAAAUAUUUCAACUUUUGUUAGGAUUAUUGUAUAGGUUCAAAGGGUUGUUGAAAUUGAAACCCUUUUUAUCAUGGUUCCAUCCAAGAAACCCACAAGGGAUAUUAGCAAUAAUCACAAUAGUUGCUAUCUUGUUGAAACGUUACACAAGUGUGAAGGUGAGAGCUGAAAUGGCUUAUAGGAGGAAGUUUUGGAGAAAUAUGAUGAGAAGUGCUUUGACUUAUGAUGAAUGGGCUCAUGGAGCUAAGAUGCUUGAUAAAUUGACACCAAAGAUGAAUGAGUCUGAUCUUUAUGAUGUUGAGUUGGUUAGGAAUAAGCUUCAAGAGCUUCGUCAUAGGCGGCACGAGGGGUCGCUUAGGGAUAUUAUGUUUUGUAUGCGGGCGGAUCUUGUUCGGAAUUUGGGGAAUAUGUGUAACCCGGAAUUGCAUAAGGGUAGGCUUCAAGUUCCUAGGUUGAUCAAGGAGUAUCUUGAUGAGGUAACGACGCAGUUGAGAAUGGUUUGUGAGUCGGAUUCGGAGGAGUUGUCGUUGGAAGAAAAGGUUGCUUUUAUGCAUGAAACUAGACAUGCUUUUGGGAGAACGGCUUUGUUGUUAAGUGGUGGUGCUUCUCUUGGAGCUUUUCAUGUUGGGGUAGUUAAAACUUUGGUGAAACAUAAGCUCCUGCCUAGGAUAAUUGCUGGUUCGAGCGUUGGAUCUAUUAUGUGUGCUAUUGCUGCCACUAGAUCAUGGCCGGAGCUUCAGAGUUUUUUCGAGGAUUCGUUGCAUUCGUUGCAGUUUUUCGAUCAAAUGGGUGGGAUUUUCGCGGUUGUCAAGAGGGUCGCAACGCGCGGGGCUGUUCAUGAGAUCAGGCAGUUGCAAAUGCUGUUGAGGCAUUUAACGAACAACCUUACAUUUCAAGAAGCUUAUGAUAUGACAGGUAGAGUUCUUGGAAUUACGGUUUGCUCCCCGAGGAAGCAUGAACCUCCUAGAUGUCUUAACUACUUGACGUCACCUCAUGUCGUUAUAUGGAGUGCGGUAACUGCUUCUUGUGCCUUCCCAGGCCUUUUUGAAGCUCAAGAAUUGAUGGCAAAGAAUAGAAGCGGAGAUAUUGUUCCGUAUCAUCCUCCUUUUAAUCUAGGCCCCGAAGAAGGCUCCACACCAUCACGCCGGUGGAGGGAUGGUAGCUUAGAGAUUGAUUUACCUAUGAUGCAGUUGAAAGAGCUAUUCAAUGUCAAUCAUUUCAUAGUCAGUCAAGCCAACCCUCACAUUGCACCAUUGUUGAGAUUGAAAGAGGUUGUAAGAACAUAUGGAGGCAAUUUUGCUGCCAAGCUUGCCCAUCUUGUGGUGAUGGAGGUGAAACAUAGGUGUAAUCAAGUACUGGAACUUGGCUUUCCCUUAGGUGGACUUGCCAAACUAUUUGCUCAAGAAUGGGAAGGUGAUGUCACUAUUGUUAUGCCGGCAACCCUUGCUCAGUACUCAAAAAUUAUACAGAACCCUUCUUAUGGAGAGCUUCAAAAAGCAGCAAACCAAGGGAGAAGAUGCAGCUGGGAGAAGCUUUCAGCCAUAAAAGCAAAUUGUGAAAUUGAGCUUGCUCUUGAUGAAUCCGUGGCAAUUCUCAAUCAUAUGAGAAAACUGAAAAGAGUUGCGGAGAGAGCUUCUGCUUCUGCGUCUCAUGGUUUGUCAAGUACUGUCAGAUUCAGUGCUUCAAGAAGAAUUCCUUCAUGGAAUUGCAUGGCACGGGAGAAUUCUACAGGUUCUCUUGAAGACCUUACAGAUGUUGCUUCCUCGUUGCAUCAAGGCAUUGGUAGCGACUCUGAAAAUGUUGAUUUGACUUCUUGGACCAGAUCUGGUGGCCCUUUGAUGAGAACCGCUUCGGCAAAUAUGUUUGUCGACUUUCUCCAAAACUUAGAGGGCGGUGUUGAUACUGAACUAAAUAGAGGUGCGGUGGCUCAUCCCAGUUCACGUGAUUUUCAGUAUCAUAAUUUCAGACUCACAGGACCAGAUAGGAACUCAGAAUCUGAGCAGAAGGAAAUUGACAACAGGGUUGUUAGCGGAUCUAGCUUACUGAUAACAGAAGGUGAUAUUUUGCAGACCGAAAAGAUUCACAAUGGGAUUGUGUUAAAUGUUGUCAAGAAAGAAGCCUUAGCACCUUCAAAUAGGUGUCAUGAUCUUGGAAAUUACAACAAUGAAGUUGUUGAAUGUGACCAAAUUGACUGUUCAGGGAAGGAAAUGGAUACUGGUAGCUCUGAUUCUGACAAUGAAAAUGAUAAAUCCACACCAGCUUUGAGCAUUGAUCAAAACAUUGUAGAUAGUUAG
Molecule: messenger RNA, 2412 nt
Organism: Lathyrus sativus (Indian pea)
Lineage: Eukaryota; Viridiplantae; Streptophyta; Magnoliopsida; Fabales; Fabaceae
Source: the annotation of a GenBank genome assembly